Messenger RNA from Penicillium concentricum, 1563 nucleotides. RefSeq lists its product as uncharacterized. Gene Ontology annotation, molecular function: transmembrane transporter activity. Gene Ontology annotation, cellular component: membrane. NCBI's taxonomy places the organism in Eukaryota, Fungi, Ascomycota, Eurotiomycetes, Eurotiales, Aspergillaceae. Gene Ontology annotation, biological process: transmembrane transport. The coding region runs from base 1 to 1563 and encodes 520 amino acids. The record is from RefSeq and is a predicted model, not a curated record. The transcript has 3 exons.
AUGAUGCGAAAAGGUAGAGGUCUGUCGGAAUAUGAAUGUUUAGAUCUUCGUCAGAACCCUGAAGAUCAGCCGCUUCUCGGGUUCCACUCGGAACCCGACCCUCAUGGACUGGCCAUCAUAAUUUGCACCACCUCGGUAUUGUUUAUUGCCAGUGCAGUCAAUGGCCUAGUCACCCUCAAUAUCACACGAUUUUCAUCCGAAUUCGAUUUAGACCCCGGGGUUGAAUUAUGGCCAAUGUCGAUGUACUAUCUUGCUCAAGGCUGCACAUUCCUGCUGGCAGGAUCUUUAGCAGACAUCCUAGGGAGCAGGAGAGCAUUUUUGUCCGGAUGCUUUCUGCAGACUAUUUGCCAUCUGACUAGCGGAUUGGCCCAGACUGGCGCGCAGCUUAUUACUGUCAGAUUUCUGUCUGGUGUGGCUUACCCAAUGUGUUUCAUUUCUGCAAUGAUCAUUCACAGUGAGAAUCUUUCGAUUGAAAAAUUACGCAAUUUGGCAUUUUCCUGUACGAGUGCAAGUCAAUAUAUUGGCUCUGGGAUAGGCAUUGUCCUGAGUGGAGUACUGGAGACUACUGGUUGGCGAUGGGGCUUCCACUGUGCCACAACUUUGAGCCUAUUUGGGUUUCUCCUAUCAAUUUGGACGAUUCCCCAACACGCCGAUGAACCAAAAUAUAUCCCAUGGACAGAGCUGGUUGAAGAUAUCGAUUGGUCUGGAACUCUGCUGGCUAGCUCAUUGAUGGCGCUCCUGUUCUCUGCCUUGGCUGUCAUCACAAACAAUGUGGCUGACAUUGGGAAAUCGUGUCUCUUCGUUCCUCUUGCGCUUGGUUGGAUCCUCCUUAUUGCUUUCCUGUUUUGGCAAGAUUGCUGGGAAAGAGACAGCAUACAGCGCAUUCAGAAUUCUCUUUGGGCAAAUCGCCAUUUCCUCUCCAUCGUUCUGGUUAUUUUCUUCGUCUACGCAUCUUCUCACUCUACUUCGCAACUUAUGAUCUUCGUAUUCCAACGAGCACAGGGCCUUUCGGUUCAACAAUCAUCUUGGCAAUACUUGGCAGUCCCAAUCACCGGCGCACUAAGCAGUCUGUUCACUGGAUGUUUCUUAUCUCGUGUUGAAGCCACCCAGAUUCUCGUCAUUGCAAUAGUGCUCUCUAGUCUCUCUCCACUCUUCAUGGCUACUUUAAGCCCAGCUUGGCCUUACUGGAAAUGUGCAAUGCCCGCCGUUUUCUUGAAUUCGGUGGCAUCAAAUUCGAUUAUCCCAAUUGCCACAAUGAUGGUCGCUGGGUAUUCCCCUUUGGAGACACAGGGAUUUGCAAUGAGGGUGAUAUGCACUGUGGCAAUGAUUGGAGCCUCGGUGGGCGUGACACUGACUGCACUUAUUUCAAACGAUGUCAGCACACAGCUACUUCAUACCCCCGACCGGAGUACUUAUUUGCUCGAAUCUCCAGAGAUAUGGAUGAGUGGCUAUCGGGCUGCAUUCUGGUUCUUGUUCUCGCUGAACUUGGUCGGCUUGGCCGUCACUUUUGGCUGCUUGCGAAAACUUGGAUACUUGGGUCGUAAAUUAGAUAUCGGCUGUUAA